Dermacentor silvarum is the source of this 1143-nucleotide messenger RNA. Its product is annotated as unconventional myosin-XVB-like. The record is from RefSeq and is a predicted model, not a curated record. The transcript has 12 exons. Bases 144 to 1052 code for a protein of 302 amino acids. NCBI's taxonomy places the organism in Eukaryota, Metazoa, Arthropoda, Arachnida, Ixodida, Ixodidae.
CCCUACGCGAUAUCAUUUGCUCGAACUGCUCCUUCGCUCUCCCUGUGCUGCCUCUUCGCAAUAAGAAUGGAGCAGGCCGGGCACCACGGGCACUGAUUCAGUUCGAUUCUUUUGAAACAAUUUCGACAGUCGGUGCCACCGACAUGCUCCUACAAAACAAGCAGUAUAGCGCUACUACUGCUGUUGCCGGCAGAGUGUGGGCAAGAGAAACCAACCCGGCUUCAAGGGUGCGCCACCGCAGUGCACGAGGCCCAAGCACCCGCACCGGCCUCGCGAACCGCGCGCGCUCAGCGGCGAUUCCGAAGCCUCGCACCGAAAAAAUCUGCGGUCGCGGCGGGCGACAUUGGCUUUCUACCCCUUCAAAAUUAUCGCCGGAGCCCGGGGCCCUCCUGAAAGAAUCGAACGCCAUGUUCAGGAGGAAGAAGGAGGCCAGCGAAGCCCAGAAGGCCAAGGACGCGCGUGAAAAGAAGAAGCUGGCGCUGUUCCUCACUCCAAAUCCUCCGACCCCGCCCCUCAAGAAGCGAACAGGGAGGCAACCUCUGAAACAAGGCAAUGCGGUUCUACCUCGUGGAAUUGAGGACGACUUCGCCAAAGAUUCAGAGUCUUCGUCUGAAAGCUCCUCUGCCAGCAGCGAUACCAGCACAAGUGGUUCCAGUUCUGACAAAAGCGAAGAAGCUCCAGCCCCGUCGCAAUCCCCGGACUCCAGCCCCGAAGCCCGCGCACAGGCACAUCCGCCGCUCAAGUCCAGCCUCAAGACCCUCGAAAGUCCGGAGGUUUUGUACGUACUCUCGAAUCCAGGCCAGCAGGAGUCAGCUUCAAACAAGAUAGUGAAGAAAUCAAAUCUAAAACAAAGCAAAAAGAGAAAAACAAAGCGGCCGCCAUGCCAGGUCCACGGCGUUCAGCGACGGUCCUCGCGUCACCGAAAGCACAACGAAAAAGCCGAUAAGUCGGCCUCUGACAGUGACGAAGAGUGCAAUUUGGCCACGCCUUUCAUCUGGACCAUGGGAAUGCUACAGAAGCUGAUGCAUUACUGCGCGGCGGAGCCUCGCUGAUACGUCGGGGACUGGCUGUUCCUGCCGUGCUAAUUGGAUAAAUAAACGGUGCAGGCAGUAUCCGUGCAUAGUUUUGAAUUUUACAGCAUAC